UUUAUUUAAAUAGACAAUACUAAAUGUUAAAAAGAUGUUGCGUUCACAAUCAUAUUCUCGAUUCUUUUUUGUUCUUAUUCUUCUUGCUGCCUCUUCUUCUUCUUCAGAAUCAACGGCUACGGUCGUAUGGAAGCUGGGCUUCGCCGGAAUUCACUUUUGAUCGGUUUAUGACUGCUUGUUGAGCCAAGUCGGGUCAUUUAAUUCACCAUAAAAAAGCAGUUUCUUUGCAUAUUAAGUGAUUUCGGAGAGCAAUAGUACGUCACGUUCAAUUUGAUUGCCAAAGUAUUCAAGGGGCAAUAGUAAAAAAUUCAAUUUGAUCAUUGAGUUAACAGUCAGCCAAAAUGAAUUCUGGAUCCACCCAAUUUGUUCCUGCAAGAGGGAUGGGGAUAUUAGAGCCAAUCCAUCAAAUGGCCAUGUGGGGAGAUUUCAAAGGCAGCAACUAUCUGGAAACAUCUCCACCGAUGAUUCUGGAGGUUGAUGCUAAACUUGACAACCAGUCGGAGGACACUUCACAUGGAACAGCUGAGCCGGCAAAUAAAUACGAUCAAGAAGCAAGUAAGCCAACUGAUAAGGCACUGAGACGCCUGGCACAAAACAGGGAGGCUGCUCGCAAAAGUCGCCUCCGGAAAAAGGCAUAUGUCCAGCAGCUCGAAAACAGUAAACUGAAGUUAAUUCAGUUAGAGCAAGAGCUAGACCGAGCUCGACAACAGGGAAUGUAUGUUGGUGGUGGUAUGGAUGCUUGUCAGAUUGGAUACUCCGCGGCUACAAACCCAGGCAUUGUGACAUUUGAAAGGGAAUAUGGACACUGGAUCGAAGAGCAAAACAGGCAAAUUAUGGAUAUCCGAAAUGCAUUGCGCAACAAUAUGAGAGACAUGGAACUGCGCAUACUCGUCGAUGCAGGAAUGAGGCAUUACUCUGAUCUCUUUGACAUGAAAGCGGCAGCUGCCAGGGCUGAUGUGUUCUAUCUCAUCUCCGGGAUGUGGAAGACACCCGCAGAACGAUUCUUUUUCUGGAUUGGCGGCUUUCGGCCUUCAGAACUUCUAAAGGUUCUGUCACCGCAUCUGGAGUUAACAGAAACGCAGCGUCUGGAUGUGGGGAAUCUUAGGCAAUUGUGUCAGCAAGCCGAAGAUGCUUUAACACAGGGAAUGGAGAAACUACACUACAUUAUCGCUGAAGCGAUAGCCGGGGGUUCACUAGGCGAGGGGAACUACCUGCCGCAGCUCACUGCUGCUGCAGAGAAGUUAGAAUCUCUGGCCCGGUUUGUUCAACAGGCAGAUCAUCUUCGGCAACAGACUCUGCAGCAGAUGUCGGGACUCCUCACCACUCAUCAAGCAGCGCACGGUCUCCUUGCGCUAGGGGAGUAUUUGCAACGUCUUCGGGCAUUAAGUACGCUUUGGUCUUCGCAUGGUCACGAACGACUAGCGCCGCAGCAGCAGUAAGCCUUGACAAAACGUGAUUUUAGUGCAUCAUUGUAUUGUAUUGUAUUGUAUUGUUGGCAGCAAACACACGAUAUAAUUAUCAGCUUCUGCUGCCCAUUUUUGAGAUGAUACAAGAAUUUGUGAAUAUGUAUGUAUGUAUUUUAGUCUGUCAAGAGAAGGUGUGCAGAUAUGUAUAUGACUGUGUGCUGAAAUUCUGUCCCAUUUUAGGUUGAUACGUUUCCAGAUUUUCCUUUUUGUGAGAUUUAUCUUAUCGACUAGUUUGGAGCACUUCUCAAGCUGUAAAAUUGUCUGUAAUGAAUCAUAUGUCAUAUGCAAAGCAGGCAAAUUAAUUA
Andrographis paniculata is the source of this 1771-nucleotide messenger RNA. RefSeq names its product TGACG-sequence-specific DNA-binding protein TGA-1A-like. Gene Ontology annotation, biological process: regulation of DNA-templated transcription; DNA-templated transcription. The coding region runs from base 342 to 1439 and encodes 365 amino acids. NCBI's taxonomy places the organism in Eukaryota, Viridiplantae, Streptophyta, Magnoliopsida, Lamiales, Acanthaceae. Gene Ontology annotation, molecular function: sequence-specific DNA binding; DNA-binding transcription factor activity. The record is from RefSeq and is a predicted model, not a curated record. The transcript is spliced from 9 exons.